This is a messenger RNA of Nanorana parkeri, 1162 nucleotides long. It is a transcript of the gene HAO2, whose product is annotated as hydroxyacid oxidase 2. The record is from RefSeq and is a predicted model, not a curated record. Gene Ontology annotation, molecular function: oxidoreductase activity; FMN binding. The transcript is spliced from 8 exons. NCBI's taxonomy places the organism in Eukaryota, Metazoa, Chordata, Amphibia, Anura, Dicroglossidae.
CUUGACCUUUUCCUCAUGUCCCCCCCUCAGGUCGGGGCUGGGGGAUGCUGAGAUGCCCCUCAUUUGCCUGUCGGACUAUGAAGCCUACGCCAGAGAUCAUUUGCCCAAAGCCACCUGGGAGUAUUAUGCCGCGGGGGCCGAUGACUGCAGCACGCGGGAUGACAACUUGCUCGCCUUCAAACGACCGCGUAUGCUGCGCGAUGUGUCGGUGACGGAUACGAGUACCACGGUUUUGGGAACGGAGAUCAGCUGUCCGAUCGGGAUAGCGCCAACGGCUUUUCACUGCCUGGCAUGGCCGGACGGAGAGAUGAGCACCGCCAGAGCGGCCGCGGGUCUCAAUCUGUGCUACGUGGCCAGCACCUACUCCACCUGCUCCGUGGAAGAGAUCGCGGCGGCGGCCCCCGAGGGGCUACGCUGGUUCCAGCUCUACGUCUACCGCGACCGCGAGCUGUCCGAGAGGUUGGUGCGUCGGGUGGAGGCCCUGGGCUUCAAGGCUUUGGUGCUGACCGUGGACGUCCCGUACACAGGCAAGAGGAGGAGCGACAUACGCAAUAACUUUCGCCUCCCGCCGCAUCUGAAGAUACACCUUAAUCUCACGUCUCUGUAGGAACACUGCGGCGCGGACAACUACGGCGUCCCGGCCAACACCCUGGACCCGUCCAUCAGCUGGAAGGAUAUCUUUUGGCUGCGGAAUCUGACCCGCCUGCCGAUCAUCAUCAAGGGAAUACUGACGAAGGAAGACGCGGAGUUGGCGGUUGAGCACGGUGUCCAGGGCAUCAUCGUAUCCAAUCACGGAGGUCGCCAGUUGGACGGGGAACUCGCCACGAUCGAUGCUCUGUCUGAGAUCGUGGACGCGGUCCAGGGCCGAAUCGAGGUGUACAUUGAUGGAGGCAUACGGACAGGAAGUGAUGUCCUGAAGGCCUUGGCCCUGGGAGCAAAGUGUGUGUUCAUUGGGCGCCCUGUUGUGUGGGGUCUUGCAUACAAGGGAGAAGAGGGUGUCCGGGGGGUGCUGCAAAUUCUGACUGAUGAGUUUCGUUUGUCCAUGGCACUCUCAGGCUGCCGAAAUGUUACCGAAAUCAACCGAAACCUCGUUCAGUUCUCUAAACUCUGACAUGGCUGUGCAGGAGCUGAAAGAAAAGCAACUACAGGAAACACCUCACCC